AUGAGCAGCACAACCUCCGAAUUCAUUCCGAACGAUAUUGUGAGCACAAACGAUCUCGCCUUGCUUGAUUUAUAUUUAAAUGAAAAACAAAAACUAGGCUCGGACGAUGAAAAAGCGAUAUUUAGUGCUUUGAAUAAGUCUAGUAAAAUUUAUUUGGAAAAGAAGUAUCCUUCUAGAGGAAUUAAGAAAGAAGUUAAGGAUUUAAUUGGAGAUCAAAACAUUGAAGCUGUUUAUCAAGACCUCAUCAAGAAGAGAUUAAAUUUUCUGGAAUUAGUUGAAAAGAGACUGAGCAAUUGCAUAAAUUUUAUUGAAAAUCAUCAAGAUAAAGAGUUAAAUAUGAAAAUUGUAGAACAAUUUGUCAACAGCUUUGAAUUCAUCACUCCAGCAAGAGAAUUAUUAGAUUCAUCACAAAAAAAAAGAAAGAAUACUGAAGAGGAAUUAGAUCACAUUCAAGCAGCAGCCUCCGAAAACAACGAAUCCUCACAACCAAGCAAGCAGAAAUCUACUGAGUUGGAAUCUGCAAAGAAAAAGAGAAAAUUUAAGAGUAAAACUCAGAAAGAUAAUACUUCAGAAAACAUCUCCUCAGACACAAUUCAACAGAUUCUACUUUCUGUACUACAGACCAUAGAAAAACAAAAUAUUGCCGAAAGCUUCUUACACCCCGUGGAUAAGAACAUUGUAAAUUAUUAUGAAUCCAUUCUUUGCCCAAUGAGCAUUGCUGACAUUAAGAAAAAAGUCACUCACGGUGAUAUUGUCUCUGUGUCUGAGUUAAAAAAGACUUUAUUUCUAAUGUUUCAAAAUUGCAUCAUGUUUAGUGGUGCUGAUUUUGAUAUUCACCAUCAUGCCAAACAACUAAGGAAGUUAGCUAGGACGUUAUGUUUAGAGGCAGAGCAGAAAGAGGUGUUAUUGAAACAAAAUUAA
This is a messenger RNA of Naegleria lovaniensis, 921 nucleotides long. RefSeq lists its product as uncharacterized. NCBI's taxonomy places the organism in Eukaryota, Heterolobosea, Eutetramitea, Acrasida, Naegleriidae. The record is from RefSeq and is a predicted model, not a curated record. Gene Ontology annotation, molecular function: protein binding. Gene Ontology annotation, cellular component: NuA4 histone acetyltransferase complex. Bases 1 to 921 code for a protein of 306 amino acids. The transcript has a single exon.